AUGGCCAAGGACAAGUCUGAGAGAAAGGAGAAGCACGAGAAGAAGGAGAAGCGAUCAGAGAAGGACGGUGUUCACAAGAGCAAGAAGGACAAGAAGGAGAAGAAGGACAAGACUGCCCUUGCCGAUGCAGUACUGAAGGGAAUUGAAGCCGAGGCUCCUUCGACAGCCCCCGUUAACGGCGUUGAGGCGACCACCGAAGUUGAGGCCCGCCCCAUCGGUGCCCUCGUGCCGUUUGCCAGACCUCUACUCGAAGACAAGGCGGCCAAGAAGGCCCUGAAGAGUGUGAAGAAGGCUGCCGUCAACAAGUGUCUCAAGCGUGGUGUGAAGGAGGUUGUUAAGGCCCUCAGGAAGUCGCCCAUUCCCGCCCCUAACGAAACCGUCGCCAUUCCCAACGGAGUCGUCAUCCUUGCUGCCGAUAUCUCACCAAUGGACGUCAUCUCUCACAUUCCUGUCCUCUGCGAGGACCACGGUAUCCCAUACGUCUUCGUAACAUCCCGAGCGGAGCUCGGUAACGCUGCUGCCACGAAGCGUCCCACAAGUGUCACGAUGGUUGUUCCCAAGUCUGCAGCCAAGGGCAAGAAGAAGGGCGCCGAUGACGACGAUGAGGAUUUCAGCAAGGUCUUCGAGGAGCUCGCCAAGCUUGCCCAGAAGGAGCUCACGCAGGUGAACCUAUAA
Messenger RNA from Aspergillus mulundensis, 675 nucleotides. RefSeq lists its product as uncharacterized. NCBI's taxonomy places the organism in Eukaryota, Fungi, Ascomycota, Eurotiomycetes, Eurotiales, Aspergillaceae. The transcript has 2 exons. Gene Ontology annotation, molecular function: box H/ACA snoRNA binding. Bases 1 to 675 code for a protein of 224 amino acids. The record is from RefSeq and is a predicted model, not a curated record. Gene Ontology annotation, cellular component: box H/ACA snoRNP complex. Gene Ontology annotation, biological process: ribosome biogenesis; rRNA pseudouridine synthesis; snRNA pseudouridine synthesis.